ACUCGACCUACAACAUAAUAAUUUAAGUAAGACAAGUUUUACACACCAAUGGUGUGCCAGUUUCCAAAACUUGAUUUAUUUGAAUUUGAAAGGAAAUUUUUAUGAGGAAUAUCAACCAGACAUUUCAUCUUUGGUGCGAUUGGAAACUUUGAAAAUGGAUUUUGUGUAUAACAAAACAACAAUUCUGAAUAAACAGUUCAGUAAUCUCAAACGGCUAGAGCAUCUGGAUUUUUCUGGGUUAACAGGACAUUGUUCAGUGCCAUUUUUAACACCACAUACAUUCCAAACUGUACCACACGUUCGAAAUUUAACUUUGGCUAUGUGCAAAAUAAGAUCUUUGCAGAGAGGAACUUUUAAUAUGAUGAAAAAUAUUACAUUCCUUGAUUUAUCAGGAAAUACAUGUUUAAAAUUUCAGGUGUUAGAAAACGUAACAGCCGACAUUCAGUUUUCCGCAAUCAAAAUUUUAAAAGUCAACAAAAUCCAUAAAGUCUUCGACAUGAAUACAUAUUUGCAGACCACUCAUAUAAGGCAUCUGCAUAACACAUCAAUCCAAGAAGUUCAUAUGGACAGCAACCGUCUUCAGCAAGUAGAACCUGGUGCUUUGAGAUUUCUCCCCAGGACAUUGAUCUAUUUGUCAGUUAAAGACAACAUGUUUUCUAUAGGACCAUACCUGUAUGACUUACUAACUUUAUCAUUUGAAACUGUAGAUGCAUCCGGCAUGUUUUCUUUUCACAAGGAAGAUCGACAUCCUGAAAGAUGCAACUUAGACCUUGUGUGUACUUGGCACACUGAUGUAAGAUAUAAUGACUUUAAUGAUUCUAAAUUUAAACAAUUGUUUUUUGAACAGGGUGAAUUUGGUAGAACGCUCAUACCCAUACCUUACAACCUUAAGAAAUUAAUUUUCCGGGGUAGUGGAUCAAAAUAUAACAUAACGGAAGUAGACUUAUCAAAUAAUAAGCUAGAAAGUGUUGAUCUGAGCAACAAUAUUUUGACACGUUGGAUUGGCCCCUUAAAAAAUGUAAAGGAUUUGAGAUACUUAGAUCUUUCUUCAAAUAUGUGCUCGAACGUUUCGACAUUCUUCUUCAGUCAAGACUUCAUCAUGUUGAAAGAGCUGUUAUUGAGUAAUAAUUUACUAGGACUGGCUUUACCGUAUGAUAUCCACGGAAACACAUUCCAACACUUGUUAAAUGUAAUGAAACUUGAUUUAUCUCAAAAUAGAAUAUCAAAAUUACCUAAACUGAUUUUUAAGUCUCAAAUCAAAAUGGAAAUCUUAGAUCUGAGUGACAAUUUUAUCGAAAAUAUUGAUUUUCAAUUAUCACAUUUGAUAAAUCUGUCAUACCUAGAUUUAAGAAAUAACUUAAUCACAUUUAUCGAUAGUCAUACUAUUGUUGAGAUUAAUUCCUUAGCUGACAACAGAAAACAUCUGUCUAUAAACAUGUUGGAGAACAAACUGGUUUGUACAUGUAAUUCCAAAAAUUUUAUAGAUUGGAUGGGAAGUACGAGUGUUCAUAUUGUUAAUAAAACUCAUUACUUUUGUCAAUUAUCAACAGGAGAACGUGUCCUCAUGGAAAAUAUUCCCGAACUCUACAAAACAUUGGAAAAAGAUUGUACAUCGUAUGAAGUUCUUAUUUAUGGAUUAGUUGUAACAAUUUUAUUUUUUCUAAUUGUUCUUAUCAUGGGUGUUUGUUACCGAUUUCGAUGGAAGCUAAGGUAUUUCUAUUAUAUGGUGAAAAUUAGAUCUCGAAGUAAGAUACCACAUAUCGACGAAGAUGAAAAUGUAUACAUGUAUGACGCCUUCGUGUCUUAUGCAGAUGAAGAUCGAACAUUUGUUCAUACACAGUUACUUCAAACACUGGAAAAAGAAAAUGGUAUUCGGCUAUGCUUACAUAAGAGAAACUUUUUACCCGGAAAUGAUAUAGCAACUAAUAUUACUUCCGCUAUUCACAAUAGUCGAAAAACUGUUGUCAUUAUGACUUACCAUUACCUGAAGUCUUACUGGUGUAUGUUCGAAUUUAAUAUGGCGAGAAUGGAGAGUAUUUACGAACGCAAUAACGAAAAUGUACUUUUCCUUGUGGUCUUUGAGCAAAUAUCCACUCGUGAUUUUCCCAUGCAUAUCUUAGAAGUCGUUCAAUCCCAAUCGUACAUAGAAUUCCCAAACGACGAGCAAGGUGACGUAGUAUUUUGGCGGCAGCUUGUUACUGCAUUGGAAUAACAUUGUAGCGAAACAUUUUAAAAUAUAUGAUUUGUGUAAAAGAGUUAAAAAUCCCAAGAUCCAACCACUUUCUGAUAUAUCAUUUUACUAAUCGGAGAGAAACAGGUACAGACAGAUAUCUCUUACCUAGUAUCUAAGUAUGGGCUAGCGCGAACAGAGUAGUAGUAAAUCUAAGUAACGAUUUCAG
Mytilus californianus (California mussel) is the source of this 2399-nucleotide messenger RNA. RefSeq names its product toll-like receptor 4. NCBI's taxonomy places the organism in Eukaryota, Metazoa, Mollusca, Bivalvia, Mytilida, Mytilidae. Gene Ontology annotation, molecular function: transmembrane signaling receptor activity; protein binding. Gene Ontology annotation, cellular component: membrane. The coding region runs from base 155 to 2212 and encodes 685 amino acids. The transcript has a single exon. The record is from RefSeq and is a predicted model, not a curated record. Gene Ontology annotation, biological process: toll-like receptor signaling pathway; inflammatory response; immune response.